UUAUGCAUUUUUUCUUUUUCCUCAUUUUUGAUAUUUUUGUCUUUUGAAAACAAAACUUUUUCUAACAUUAACUUCAAUAUAGUUUUACUUUUUGAUUUUAUCUUUGAAUAUUUUAAUAUAUAUCAUAUUUUUUACGCAUUAUGGAUGUCGGUGGAGAGCGACGUGGUUCACUCAAAUCGUCGACUGGACGUAGAUUAAGUGCGGCAUUCACAGUUCCACAAGCGCGGCCGGUUUUGAAAUAUCUACCCUCAUAUCGUUUGGAUCCGAAAUAUCCGCUAAAUAAAGAAGUAUGCGAGAAAAUUAUGCGCGCCGUGAUGGACAAUGCAUUCGAAAAUUUUAUGUAUUCGCCCAAAACAUCACUAACAUUGUGUGCACAAAUCAGCGAAGAGAUUAAGAAUCGUAUAAAAGCGCAACACUACGAUCGUUACCGUUACAUUUGUGUUGUGUCCAUUGGUGAAAAGGUCAUGCAGGGUUAUUGCUCGCUGGUAAAUUUUCUUUGGGAUGCAGAAAAGGAUGGUUACAUUUCCUACGUCUAUGACACGCCAAAAUUUUUCGGUAUCGCAACACUUUACUACCUUUAUUAUGAUUAG
Messenger RNA from Zeugodacus cucurbitae (melon fly), 590 nucleotides. RefSeq names its product dynein light chain Tctex-type protein 2B. The transcript has 4 exons. Gene Ontology annotation, biological process: microtubule-based movement. NCBI's taxonomy places the organism in Eukaryota, Metazoa, Arthropoda, Insecta, Diptera, Tephritidae. Gene Ontology annotation, molecular function: dynein intermediate chain binding. The record is from RefSeq and is a predicted model, not a curated record. Bases 141 to 590 code for a protein of 149 amino acids. Gene Ontology annotation, cellular component: cytoplasmic dynein complex; cytoplasm.